Oryza sativa Japonica Group (Japanese rice) is the source of this 3159-nucleotide messenger RNA. RefSeq names its product probable alpha-glucosidase Os06g0675700. Gene Ontology annotation, molecular function: carbohydrate binding; hydrolase activity, hydrolyzing O-glycosyl compounds. Gene Ontology annotation, biological process: carbohydrate metabolic process. The record is from RefSeq and is a predicted model, not a curated record. NCBI's taxonomy places the organism in Eukaryota, Viridiplantae, Streptophyta, Magnoliopsida, Poales, Poaceae.
AGUUCAGUCUAAUAAGCCUUGCACGCAGUAGAUUUCUUCCUCUCCAGUUCAUCACCUCCCCGGGAAGAAAAAAAAGAAAAAGAGAGAGAAAAAAGCGCGGGAGAUUAAUUGCGUUACAUAUCUCGAUUCUUUUCAGCUCUCGUGUUUCAGACACGAUCGAAAUUGGCCAGCACCGACAAAUCGCUCUCGUUGCGAUUGUUGCGAGAUUUGACUCGAGCGAGCUGUAUUUAAUUAGCUCCUCGUCUUGUUCUGCUAAGCUACUACUAGUACCUAGCUUAAUUAGCUCGUAGCCACCAUUGGCGAAAUCGCGAGAGCUAUAGACUUUUUGUCUCUGACGGCGAUGAUGGGCUCGCCGCCGGCGCCGCCGGCGCGUCGUCUUGGCGCUCUCGCCGUCUUCUUGCUCGCUCUCUUCCUCGCCGCGCCGUGGGGCGUCGACUGCGGGUACAACGUCGCGUCGGUGGCCGGGUCGAAGAACCGGCUGAGGGCGCGGCUGGAGCUCGCCGGCGGCGGCGGCGGCGCGGCGCCGGAGCUCGGCCCCGACGUGCGGCGGCUCAGCCUGACAGCGAGAUUCCGGUUCCUCCGACGCUCCGGUGUACUUCGAAAUAGUCGCCGAGGUUCCUCCAGCAGCAGAGCAAGCCUGGAGACGGACAGCCGGCUACACGUCCGCAUCACCGACGCCGACCACCCUCGAUGGGAGGUGCCCCAGGACGUCAUCCCGCGCCCCUCGCCGGACUCCUUCCUCGCCGCCACACGCCCAGGCGGCGGCCGCGUCCUCUCCACGGCGACCUCCGACCUCACCUUCGCCAUCCACACCUCCCCGUUCCGCUUCACCGUCACCCGCCGCUCCACCGGUGACGUCCUCUUCGACACCACCCCAAACCUCGUCUUCAAGGAUCGCUACCUCGAGCUCACCUCCUCGCUGCCGCCGCCCGGCCGCGCGUCGCUGUACGGCCUCGGCGAGCAGACCAAGCGCACGUUCCGGCUCCAGCGGAAUGACACCUUCACGCUCUGGAACUCCGACAUCGCCGCCGGCAACGUCGACCUCAACCUGUACGGCUCCCACCCCUUCUACAUGGACGUGCGCUCCGGCGGCGGCGGCGGCGGCGGCGCGGCGCACGGCGUGCUCCUCCUUAACAGCAACGGCAUGGACGUCAUCUAUGGCGGAUCCUACGUCACCUACAAGGUGAUCGGCGGCGUGCUGGAUUUCUACUUCUUCGCCGGCCCGUCCCCUCUCGCCGUCGUCGACCAGUACACCCAGCUCAUCGGCCGACCUGCCCCCAUGCCGUACUGGUCAUUCGGGUUCCACCAGUGCAGGUACGGGUACAAGAACGUGGCUGAUCUUGAGGGCGUCGUCGCCGGCUACGCCAAGGCGAGGAUCCCACUGGAGGUGAUGUGGACGGACAUCGAUUACAUGGACGCCUACAAGGACUUCACGCUUGAUCCGGUGAACUUCCCGGCCGACCGGAUGCGGCCGUUCGUCGACCGCCUCCACCGCAACGGCCAGAAGUUCGUCGUCAUCAUUGACCCAGGGAUCAACGUGAACACGACGUACGGGACGUUCGUCCGGGGAAUGAAGCAGGACAUCUUCUUGAAGUGGAACGGGAGCAACUACCUCGGCGUGGUGUGGCCGGGGAACGUCUACUUCCCGGACUUCCUCAACCCGCGCGCCGCCGAGUUCUGGGCGCGCGAGAUCGCCGCGUUCCGGCGGACCCUCCCCGUCGACGGGCUGUGGGUCGACAUGAACGAGAUCUCCAACUUCGUCGACCCGCCGCCGCUCAACGCGAUCGACGACCCGCCGUACCGCAUCAACAACUCCGGCGUGCGCCGCCCCAUCAACAACAAGACGGUGCCGGCCUCCGCCGUGCACUACGGCGGCGUGGCCGAGUACGACGCGCACAACCUCUUCGGCUUCCUCGAGGCGCGGGCCACGCACGACGCGCUGCUCCGUGACACCGGCCGCCGGCCGUUCGUGCUCAGCCGCUCCACGUUCGUCGGCUCCGGCAGGUACACCGCUCACUGGACCGGCGACAACGCCGCGACGUGGGAGGACCUCCACUACUCCAUCAACACCAUGCUCAGCUUCGGCCUCUUCGGCAUCCCCAUGAUCGGCGCCGACAUCUGCGGCUUCGGCGGCAACACCACCGAGGAGCUCUGCAGCCGCUGGAUUCAGCUUGGCGCGUUCUACCCGUUCUCGAGGGAUCACUCGGCGAUCGGCACCGUCCGGCGAGAGCUGUACCUGUGGGAGUCGGUGGCGAGGUCGGCGAGGAAGGCGCUCGGCCUGCGCUACCGGCUGCUCCCCUACUUGUACACGCUCAUGUACGAGGCGCACACCACCGGCGCGCCCAUCGCGCGGCCGCUCUUCUUCUCCUACCCCGGCGACGUCGAGACGUACGGCAUCGACAGGCAGUUCCUGCUCGGGCGCGGCGUGCUCGUGUCGCCGGUGCUCGAGCCGGGCGCGACCACCGUCACCGCCUACUUCCCGGCCGGACGGUGGUUCAGCCUCUACGACUUCUCCCUCGCCGUCGCCACGAAGACCGGCAAGCGCGUGACGCUGCCCGCGCCGGCGGACACGGUGAACGUGCACGUCGCCGGCGGGAACAUCCUGACGCUGCAGCAGCCCGCGCUGACGUCGUCGCGCGUGCGCCAGAGCGUGGUCCACCUCCUGGUCGCGCUCGCCGACGACGGCACGGCCACCGGGGAUCUCUUCCUGGACGACGGCGAGUCGCCGGAGAUGGCCGGGCCACGGAGCAGGUGGAGCCAGAUCAAAUUCAGCGGCGCGACCGAGAGCGGCGGCGGCGUGGUCAGAGUGAGGUCGCAUGUGGUGCACGACUCGUACGCGCCGAGCCGGACGAUGGCCAUCGGCAAGGUGGUGCUCAUGGGGCUCCGGUCGGCGGCGCCGCCCAAGGGGUUCGCCGUUUAUGCCAACGGCGUCCAGGUGAACGCGAGCACGGCGGUCGGCGGCGCCGCCGGGAGCCCGGAGAAGGGAGCGCUGGGCGUCGCGCACGUCAGCGGGCUGACGCUGGUCGUCGGGCAGGAGUUCGAUCUCAAGGUCGUGAUGACCUAUUAAUUAAGCCUUAGAAUUCGAGCAUUAUUAAUAGCUCAUCUGAAUAAAAAUUGACGAAAUUGAGUUGGAAUAAAUCGGCCUAAAAUUGAGCAUAA